CUUGUUUCAAUCACUUCACAAAUCCUAUCAUUAAAUGACAACUCAUUUAAUGAUUACAAACAAUGAGUGUUUGUCUCACAAAGUCGUUGAUUAAGAGUUGGCUGUCAAUCACAUCCGCAAACAAGUUGUCCAUCAGAUCGACCAAUGUUUGCCUCAAUACUCACAGAUUUGUGUCUUUGCGUCCAAACAGCGAAUCGACGGCUGAGGACCAGAUAAUCGAUGUCCAGAAGUAUAGGGAAGAGCAUGGGAUCCAGUGUUUCGGUGACUCAAUCCCGGAUCCGAUCCAUUCGUUUGAUUGCUAUAAAUGGCCGCAAAUGUUGGACAAACGGAUCCAGUCGUUGGACUUACGGACGCCGACACCCAUUCAGUCGCAGUCACUGCCCAUCAUCUUCUCGGGCAGGGAUUUGGUGGCCAUCGCUAACUCCGGCUCCGGAAAGACCCUCUGCUUUGUGCUGCCGGCGCUCAUGCGGACGUUGUCGGCAGGUCUGGACCAUUGGCCCAAAUGUCUGGUACUGACGCCCACUCGUGAGUUGACUCAUCAGGUCGAGCGAGUGGUCAAACAGUUCCGAUUCGUGCGCUCUGUGUGUCUGUACGGCGGCGUCUCCUACGAGGUACAGGAGAUGCUGCUAAAGCGGGCCAACCCUCACAUAGUGAUCGCCACACCGGCGCGGAUGCACUCGAUUCUGGAGAAAGGGAUCGCAAAACUCGAGUUCAUUGACUUCAUUGCCGUCGACGAGGCCGACCUUAUGCUGCAAAUGGGAAUGGGAUCUCAUUUUAAUGACAUAAUGACCGCUUUGCCUCAAAAGCGACAGACCCUCAUGUUGUCGGCCACGUGGCCCCCAGAGGUGCAACACUUAGCCGACCGGUUCCUCAAGAACUACAUUCACGUCAGUGUCUCAAAGACCCGAUCCUUGGAAUCGUUGACUUUAAACAAGAAUAUCCAACAAUUGGUGAAAGUGUGCAAAGAGUCCGAGAAAGACGAGAAACUCAUGGAAUAUAUGAAUGAAUUCAUUCCAACCAUCUCUGGAUUCUUGAAGACAAUCAUUUUUGUGCGACACAAGAGAACUGCCGAUCGUUUGGUACGAGUGCUGAAGAGGGACUCCUUUCCGGCCCGCGCUCUCCACUCGGAUAAAGAGCAAAACGAAAGGGAUUUUGUUAUCAGAGAAUUCAGAAAGGGAUCCAUUCCUAUAUUGGUCGCCACUGAAGUAGCCUCCAGAGGGUUAGAUUUCAAAGACGUCCGACUCGUCCUUAAUUAUGAUUUUCCAUCAAAAAUGGAAGACUAUAUCCACAGAAUCGGUAGAACCGGUAGACAUAAGGAUAAGGGAACCGCAUUGACCUUAUUUACAGCCAAAAAUAUUUGUCACAAGGAAUCGCUUAUACAACUGUUGACAGAAUCCGGACAACAAAUUGACCAAAACUUACGUGAUUUGAGUGAAGAGUCUGAUCCGCCGGAAGCGACCCCUUCUUCAACCGAAGAUUCCGGUUAUGAGAGUUCCGGUGAAUACGACUCCGACAGCGACAACGAGUCCAAAGAUUGGGCGUCAGAUAAAUCAGACGACGAAAAGAGUAAAAAUAAGUCAUGAAAACGAUGUCAAAUCAAGUAAACCAUAUCUUAACUCAUAUAUACUUUUGAAUAAAUUAUAAAAUUAAUUUAAAACGAAAAUA
Molecule: messenger RNA, 1665 nt
Organism: Oppiella nova
Lineage: Eukaryota; Metazoa; Arthropoda; Arachnida; Sarcoptiformes; Oppiidae
Source: the annotation of a GenBank genome assembly